Suncus etruscus (white-toothed pygmy shrew) is the source of this 2621-nucleotide messenger RNA. RefSeq names its product ATR interacting protein (gene ATRIP). The transcript has 13 exons. Gene Ontology annotation, biological process: DNA damage checkpoint signaling; DNA repair. Bases 153 to 2252 code for a protein of 699 amino acids. Lineage: Eukaryota; Metazoa; Chordata; Mammalia; Eulipotyphla; Soricidae. The record is from RefSeq and is a predicted model, not a curated record.
CGGGCCUCCCCUCGGACCCCGAUGACCCGUUCGGCACGCUGCUGGACUUCACCGCGGACGACCUGGAGGAGCUCGACUCGCUCGCCUCGCAGGCCCUGAGCCAGGCGCCCGCCGCGCCCCGGGACCCCGGGCCCAUCUCCACAUUAGAUGGAAUGUUAAAAAAUUGUGCAGGGGAACACAGAGAAAGUGUUCAGGUUAAAGAUAAUUUUGAAUUGGAGAUACUUCAAGCACAGUACAAAGAACUUAAAGAAAAGAUGAAGGCAAUGGAAGAAGAAGUCCUCAUUAAAAAUGGAGAAAUUAAAAUUUUGCGGGACUCACUGCAUCAGACAGAAUCUGUCCUGGAGGAGCAAAGGAAAUCACAUUUCCUUCUUGAACAAGAGAAAACCCAAGCACUCGGUGACAAAGAAAAGGAAUUCUCCAAAAAGCUCCAGUCAUUGCAGUCUGAACUCCAAUUUAAAGAUGCAGAGAUGAAUGAAUUGAGGACAAAGCUUCAUAGCUAUGAGCGAGUAAAUAAACUAGCUAUCCCCUCUGUUUCUCAUGUCAGUCCUAGGAAAAGCCCUUCUGUGGUUAUAAAAUCAGAAGCAAGUUCUCCACGGUUUGGAAAACCAUCUUUCCCUACAAAGGAGUCUUUUUCUGCUUAUAUGUCCCUUUUCCGUUCGUCCCAGACAGAGCCUGGAAUUAAGUCUCAGAAAGAGGGUAAGUCAUUUUCACAGAAUAAAUUCCAUAAUUCAGGAAUUAGUCAAGGAAAGCAAGAAGAGUUCCAGAAGAGUCCUGUUGAUAGCUGGAAUCAGAGAUCAAAUACUCAAGGUUCCAUUUUGAUAAACCUUCUCCUGAAGCAACCUUUGGUACCAGGAUCAUCCCUAGGUCUGUGCCACCUCUUAGGUAGUUGUUCUGAAGCUUCUAUUGGCACCCUCUUACAGCCACCAGGGUUUGGCAGUACCUUGACCGGGAUUUCAGGCCUGCGGACUACAAGUUCUCGUGAAGGGUCCUUUUCCCUGCCAGCCCUAAGAGAGGCGCAGAAUCUGGCACUCACUGGACUGAAUCGCAUUGCCAGAAAUGAAGGUUCAUGUGAUGGAAAACCAGCAGAGGAGAGCAAAAGGGCCUUCCCUCUCUGCCAGCUUCCUGGUGCUGUGCAUCUCCUUCCCCUGGUACAGUUCUUUGUUGGCUUACACUGCCAGGCUUUGCAGGAUUCAGCAGCAGCCAAAAGAAGCGGACCACCUGGGGACUCCCCAACACAUUCCUCCCGUGUGAGUUCUGGGGGAGAGGCCAGCCCUGAGGACUCACCUUUCAAUGUGGAAGGCUUCUCUGUGGCGUCACUGAGCAUCCUUCAGCACCUGGUCUGCCACAGUGAAGCAGUCGUCAACCUGUUACUGUCAGGAGCGGGGGUGGAUUCUGCUGCUAGAAAAGGAAGCCAGAACAUGGCCCACAGAUGUGAUCCUGGGGAUCUAACUUCAGCCCCAAGUGGGCUUGCUGAUGACCAAAGCCAACAUCCACUUUUGAGGAUACUUCUUCUCCUAUUGACUUUCUCCUCUGCUGCAACAGGUCACCUUCAAGCCAGUGUCCUCAGCCAGUGCCUUAACGUGUUGAUGAAAUUAGCUGAAAAUGCUUCCUUUGAUUUCUUGCCCAGGUUCCAGUGUCUGUUCCCAGUGCUACCGCAGUGCCUCAGCCCAGAUACGCCCCUGCCCAGUGUGCUGCUGACUGUGAAGCUGAUCUCCCUCCUGGCAGACCACGAGAAGCUCCUGUCUCAACUCUGUUCCCGGUCAGAGGGCUGCCUACUCCUGUUGCUCUACAUGUACAUCACAUCAAGGCCUGACAAAGUGGCCUCAGAGUCGCAGUGGCUUCAACUGGAACAAGAGGCUGUAUGGCUCCUCGCUAAGUUUGGGGUACAGAACUCCUCUCCAGUCACCGGCUCUGAUUGUCAGUGCAGCGUUGAAGUGGUCAGAGCGCUCACGGUAACGCUGCACAGACAGUGGCUGACGGUGCGGUGGGCAGGCCCCCCAAAGACGGAGCAGCAGAAGCGGACAGUGCGGUGCCUGCGGGACAUUGUGCUGCUGCUGCACAGCCUGUCUCAGAAGGACAAGCUCUUCACCGUGCACUGUGUGGAGGUCCUGCACCAGUAUGACCAGGUGAUGCCAGGAGUCAGUAUGCUGAUUAGAGGACUUCCAGAUGUGACAGACUGUGAAGAGGCAGCCCUGGAGGACCUGUGUGCUGCUGAACCUGAUGUGGACGACCAUGAGAUGGACUGUAACUGAGGCCAGUGAACUUUGGACCACACGGUGGCGGUGGCGGCAGCACCAUCGCUUUCUCACCUCGUCAGUUGAUUAAAAGCAGUGCUGCUUGUGUUUCCUGAGUCUGGUCUGUGUCAGCCCAGUGGGAGGGAUGGAGCAAGACAGGACUUGAGAAGGCUGGCGUCCUCCUUCCUGUCCCCAUGGCAACGAGUCAGCCUUCAGACAGAAGCCAUGCCCUGCCUGUGAAUUGUCCUGAGUCAUUGCUUUGGGCCCAGGCCAUAGGAAGAAACCUUGUGUGGCGAGAAAGGAGGCAGCCUGCUCUUCACUGAGGCCUACACUGGAGAGUCCUGGGAACAUGGGGACCAAAUGUGGGUUCUAAAAGACCAUAUUAGG